AUGGCUCAUAUUCCGAAGAAUGUCAUGAUUACUGGAGGUUGUGGCUUUAUUGGCUCGAACUUCGUCAACUACAUCCACGAUGCUUGGCCGACAUGCAACUUUGUGAAUGUGGACAAGCUCAUCUUGAACAGUGACACAUACAAUGUAACGAAAGAAGUUAGAGAAUCUCCAAGAUAUAAGCUUGUAAUAGCUGACAUCAAGAAUAGUCAAGCAAUAAUGAACGCACUCAAGGAAAACGAGAUUGACAGUGUCAUUCAUUUUGCUGCCGACUGCACAAGUACAAGAUGUUACAAUGAAACGAUUGAAGCUAUUGAAAACAAUGUGGUCUCGUUUAUUGCGUUUCUCGAAACGAUUCAUAAGUAUGGAGGAGUUAAGCGCUUUCUUCACAUCAGUACUGAUGAGGUAUAUGGAGACUCUGGACUUGGUGCUGAUGAGGAAGGAAAGACCGAGCAUUCACAACUUCUUCCAGGAAACCCUUAUGCCGCCACUAAGAUUGCUGGUGAAGCCUACGUGAAUGCGUUCAGAAACGAGCUUGGAUUGCCUAUUGUGACAGCUCGUAUGAACAACAUCUAUGGACCUAACCAGUGGGAUAUUAAGGUCGUUCCAAGAUUCAUUGAGAUUGCUAAAGUACGAGGAAACUAUACGAUUCAGGGAACAGGACAGCAACUAAGAUCUUGGCUUUUCGUUGAUGAUGCUAGUGAAGGCAUAUCAGCCGUGUUUCUUAAAGGCAAACUGGGAGAAACUUAUAAUCUUGGAACAUAUUAUGAGAAAAAUGUUGCUGACUUGGCUAGAUUCAUACAACAGGAAGUUGACAGACAAUUGGGUAGAGAACCGGUAGAGCCUAAAUAUGUUUCAAUUCCCGAUAGACCUUAUAACGAUUUGCGCUAUUUCAUCGAUAUAAGUAAAGCUGAGAAAGAGCUGGGGUGGAAGCCAAAAACUUCAUUUGAAGAAGGAAUGAGUCGUACAGUGGCAGAGGCUUUGCGGCCCAAAGAGAAUGUACGAAUGCAUGUUGCUAUAUAUGGAAAAGGAUAUGUUGGGCAAGCUUUCCAGCAAGCAUUGGAGACCAAGAAAAUUCCACAUACUUUUGCAAUGUGUAAAGUUGGAACAAGUUCGGACCAGGAGGUUGAAGAUGAAUUAGUUAAAUUGAAUGUCUCACAUGUCGUUUGUGUGACUGGGCGCACUCAUGGGCCGGGCUGUAACACAAUCGAAUAUCUAGAAGGCGGGCCUGACAGAGUUUUCGAAAACGUCAGAGACAACAUGUACAGUGCGACUGCUUUAGCCCACAUUUGUCGCAAACUAGGAAUCCAUUACACAUAUGUAGGCACAGGCUAUAUCUUUGCUUAUGACAAAGAACAUCCAAUAGGAGGCAAACCUUUUGCUGAUAAUGAUAUUCCAACUUUCUUCGGAAGUUCCUAUUCUGUUGUGAAGGGAGGGACUGAUAGACAAAUGAAAUUUUUCAAUCAGAAAGGAUGGGAAAGUAUCAACGCACGAAUCACCCUACCCCUCACAUACGACUUGGAUCAACCACGCAACCUCUUAUCCAAAAUAAUCAAAUACAAAGAACUCUUUGACAUACCGGUAUCGAUUUCAAUCCUUCCUGAUUGCUUCGAGGCUCUGAUUUCUCUGAUGGAAAGACGAUUCGGAGGUAAUCUGAACUUGGUCAACCCUGGACCAAUCAGUCUUUACGAGAUUGUAAAGAUCUAUAAAGAAGUUGUUGACUCGUCUGUGGAUCCUAUCGGUAUUGGAGCGGACACAGAGAAAGGAAGACAGCUCUUAGCUACAAAGGGGAACUGUGCACUAGAUACUACUCUGAUCAAGAACCUUACGGCAAUACCUUUGGCAUCGGAGAGUAUUCGUUCCAAUUUCGCAAUUCUAGCCAAAUCGAAGUAA
Messenger RNA from Auanema sp. JU1783, 1890 nucleotides. Lineage: Eukaryota; Metazoa; Nematoda; Chromadorea; Rhabditida; Rhabditidae. The record is from the annotation of a GenBank genome assembly.